This is a messenger RNA of Fundulus heteroclitus (mummichog), 2192 nucleotides long. Its product is annotated as deleted in malignant brain tumors 1 protein-like. The record is from RefSeq and is a predicted model, not a curated record. The coding region runs from base 1 to 2073 and encodes 690 amino acids. The transcript has 9 exons. NCBI's taxonomy places the organism in Eukaryota, Metazoa, Chordata, Actinopteri, Cyprinodontiformes, Fundulidae. Gene Ontology annotation, cellular component: membrane.
AUGGGGAGCCUUCCCACUCUGACUAUGGACAGGGUUCUGGCUACUCCCCAGGGUUCAGCCUCAGACAACGCUUCCACCAACACCAUAUGUGCUGCUGCACCCUUGCAGAAGUGGCAAGGUAUCCCACAAUGCAUUGCAUCACCAGUAGUAAAUGGCAAAGAUCAGCUCAGGUUGGCAGGUCCCGGAUCAACUCAGUGCUCUGGAAGAGUUGAAGUCCAUCAUAACAAUACCUGGGGAACGGUCUGUGAUGACAGCUGGGGCAAAGAUGACGCUGAAGUGGUUUGUCGACAGCUGGGCUGUGGUCCGGCCCUCAGCGCACCAUCUUCUGCUCAUUUUGGUCAAGGAACUGGUCAAAUCUGGUUUGAUGACGUGAACUGCUUAGGCAAUGAAAACUCUCUAACCAGCUGUCAGCACCGAGGGUAUGGGAUACACAACUGUGGACAUGGUGAGGAUGCUGGUGUUGUCUGUUCAGGUUCGGUGAUCAGAUUAAGUGGAUCAACCUCAUGUUCUGGAAGAGUUGAAAUCUACAACAGCACAUGGGGAACAGUCUGUGAUGACGGCUGGGAUCUAGCUGAUGCUCAGGUGGUCUGCAGACAGUUGUCCUGUGGGACAGCACUAGAAGCCACUUCGUCAGAUGUUUUUGGUGAAGGAACUGGUCAAAUCUGGCUUGAUGAGGUGAACUGUUUAGGCAAUGAAGACUCUCUAACCAGCUGUCAGCACCCAGGGUAUGGGAUACACAACUGUGGACAUGGUGAGGAUGCAGGUGUUGUCUGUUCAGGUUCGGUGAUCAGAUUAAGUGGAUCAACUUCAUGUUCUGGAAGAGUUGAAAUCUACAACAGCACAUGGGGAACAGUCUGUGAUGACGACUGGGAUCUAACUGAUGCUCAGGUGGUCUGCAGACAGUUGUCCUGUGGGACAGCUUUAGCAGCCACUUCGUCAGCUGUUUUUGGUGAAGGAACUGGUAAAAUCUGGCUUGAUAAUGUGAACUGUUUAGGCAAUGAAAAUUCUCUAACCAGCUGUCAGCACCCAGGGUACGGGAUACACAACUGUGGACAUGGUGAGGAUGCUGGUGUUGUCUGUUCAGAGAACCUUCCAAAACCGACCAUCUUUGUAAGCCCUGUUGCUGAGCUUACCUGGGGUCAACAAGUCAGCAUCACUUGUGCUUCUGCAAUUCAACUUUUAGAUGGGACUUUUAUUCUCCAAAAUACUUUAUACCCAUUCAGAAUGAAUCAGUCAUCUGGUUCCACCUCUGCUACCUUCAGGAUCCCUAAAGUGACCCUUGAUCAUCAUGGAGAAUUCCAGUGUCAGUAUGAGAAAAGGAUUUCAAGCCAGACCUUCACCUCCGUCCUCAGUGACUCGAUCAAUCUUACUGUGCAUCUGCUGAGGCCCAAUAUUUCUCUGACAUCCCCAAAUGUAGGGGUGGUCUGGGGACCUGAAGAAGCAGAGGUUACCUGGGGUUACCGCUUCUCCUUCACUUGCUCCAUUAACCCAAACCAUCCUCAGGGAAAUUUCUCUCUCAUCUUCUCUGGCUCCAACAUAACAGAAACCAAGCCAGCAGUCAACAGCUCAGCUUCCUUUACUUUCCCAACGGCUGCCUUUGAACACCAGGGCAACUACAGCUGUGUGUAUGUGGUUUUACAGUCUACACGCAGAUUUAGUUCUGCUGAGGCAGUACCUAUUCGUCUUGUCAUUAAGGGCUCUUCACAGAUGCUGCUAUACUCACUAUCUGGUGGAAUCCUGCUCCUGGUCCUGCUGGUGUUUCUAGGAGUCUGCCUGGGCUGCAGAAGGAGACAUUGCACUAAACAGCCUCGAGCAUCUGACCAAAACCAAAUGACUGCACAGAAGUUUAACACACAAGACCAUGAGAAAGAUUGGGACGACUAUGAGAAUGUUGACAUCAUGCUCUCAACAAAGAAACUGGAGGUGGACAAACAGUCAAGUAGUGAUGAUGAUCAUGAUUAUGAGGAAGCAGGCCCUAAUUUAAGUCAAAUCAAAGAAGAACUAAUAUAUGAAGAAUAUGAGAAAAGCUCUGAAGAGGAAGACAGUGACUAUGUGAAUGUUAGUGUACCCUGAAAAGAAAAUAUGGUGCAAAAUCAAGUAUGUGAAAAUGCGUAUAAACAAUGAAAAAUCAAUACCAGUAAAAGGAAACUGCAUUGAAUAACUGGUAUUAAAAAAAAUCGAGUUAGAUAUUU